Didymodactylos carnosus is the source of this 1563-nucleotide messenger RNA. Lineage: Eukaryota; Metazoa; Rotifera; Eurotatoria; Philodinida; Philodinidae. The record is from the annotation of a GenBank genome assembly.
AUGAUGAAAAAUAUUUUAAAUUCUAGUGAAAUUAUUAAUAUUCAGCAAGUGGCAAACAGAGAAACAAAACGUAAAGAAAGAUUGAUAAACGCAGCGUCAACACAAAAACGUAUUAUUAUCAAUGUAUCAGGCAGACGUUUCGAAACACACAAAACAACACUAGAUUCAUAUCCAAAUACACUAUUGGGUAAUCACAGAAAACGGAAACCAUACUAUGAUAAAGUUCACAAUGAAUAUUUUUUUGAUCGUCAUCAAGCGUCAUUUCAUUCAAUAUUGUAUUAUUAUCAGUCAAAAGGACGUCUCAGGCGACCACAGUUUGUUCCAUUAGAUACAUUUCUUGAAGAAGUCACGUUUUUUGAGCUUGGUUCUGAAAUAUUAAACAAAAUACGAAGCGAUGAAAAUAUUAAAGAUGUAGAAAAAAUUAAAUUACCUAGAAAUCGCUUUCGUCGACAUCUAUGGGCAAAUAUGGAAUAUCCACAAUAUUCCAUUACGGCAAAAAUUAUCAAUAUUGUCUCCAUAUUGAUGAUAUUUUUAUCAUGUAUUGCUUUCGCUUUGGAAACAUUACCACAAUACAGUGACUAUUACGAGAAGAUUUGUCGACAAGAGGAUGAAUUAUUGACAAAUGAAUCGUUGCGACUUAAUUUAACAAUAUCAUAUCCAAUAUGCACUGCAUUAUUUUAUUCACCAUUUUUUAUUAUACAGACAAUUACAGUAGCAUUUUUUACAAUAGAAUUUCUACUUCGUUUCAUUAGUGCACCAUCCUAUUGUGAUUUUAUCAAAAGUAUCCUAAAUUGGAUUGAUCUGGUGGCUAUUAUACCGUAUUAUGUUGCAUUGGGAAUAGAUUUGUCUCAAAGAAAUCUUGAUGCUAUCCAGACAUCAGCAUAUGUUGGCUUGAGACUGCUGAGAAUUGUACGUUUUACACGUGUUUUGAAAAUAUACCGUGUGUUUCGAAGUUUUAAAACAUUAAGAGUUCUAGCAUCAGCCGUAAAAGAAUCAUUACCAGAUAUUUUUAUUCUAAUAUCAAGUUUGACAAUAUUAGGAUUCCUCUUUGGAGCAGCCGUUUACUUUGCGGAAAAUUCAUCAAACGGUGGCAUGUUUGAUAGUAUACCAAAAGCAACAUAUUGGGGUAUCAUUACAAUAACGUCGACUGGAUAUGGCGAUAUAUAUCCAAUAACGGCUAUAGGUCGUAUAUUCGCGAGUCUGUGUGCUGUCUUUGGUACGGCAACAAUUGGAAUGCUUGUAUCGGUACUUGUAGAUCGAUAUCAACGUGUAUUUACAAGAAAAUUAUAUAUUAAAGAGCAUGAUGAAAGUAUUGAAUUGGAUGAAUAUGCUGAUGAUGAUGAUGAAAAAACUCAUGCUGGAUUAGAACCAGAUUGGCAUAAUAAAUUGAGAAAUAGUGUUAAUGCAGUUGAUCCAGACGCGCGUACAAGAAAGGAGCAAGAAAUGAUGAAAUAUAGUGGUCAGGGGAAUGAGAGUUAUGAGCAAGAUCAAGACGAGGUCGAUGACAAUUUACAAGAAAAUGAUUUUAGUACAAAUAUAAAAUCUCAAGUGUUCAUUUUGUAA